Scatophagus argus is the source of this 1215-nucleotide messenger RNA. It is a transcript of the gene tsfm, whose product is annotated as Ts translation elongation factor, mitochondrial. The transcript is spliced from 6 exons. Bases 108 to 1037 code for a protein of 309 amino acids. NCBI's taxonomy places the organism in Eukaryota, Metazoa, Chordata, Actinopteri, Scatophagidae. Gene Ontology annotation, cellular component: mitochondrial matrix. Gene Ontology annotation, biological process: mitochondrial translational elongation. Gene Ontology annotation, molecular function: protein binding; translation elongation factor activity. The record is from RefSeq and is a predicted model, not a curated record.
AGUAACCUUAUCUAGACUAUUUUGGUCCUUCGCGGCUUCCGUACCCAGCGUGGAUUUCAAUGACAUUCUGAGCUUUCAUAAGGCAGUUUACUACAGCAGGGUGAAAAAUGUCUUUAACGUUUUUAUUCAGAACAAUUACGAGAGACUUUGCAAAGGUCAGCGUUUGCCAGCACGUACAGUCGUUACACACAGGUUGUCAACUACUGGCAGUAGAGAAAAACCUCCUGAUAAAUCUACGGAAAAGCACCGGCUACACUUUCAUUAAGUGCAAGACAGCCCUGGAGAAGUUUGAUAAUGAUGUAGCACAGGCAGAGAAAUGGCUACAUGAGCAGGCCCAGAAGGAGGGCUGGACCAAAGCAAACAAGCUGGAUGGUCGCAAAGCCAAAGAGGGCCUGAUCGGCCUGUUUGUAGGAGAUAAAGCGGCAGUAAUGGUGGAGGUUAACUGCGAGACAGAUUUUGUUGCCCGCAACGAGAAGUUCCACCAGCUGGUUAAAGAUGCAGUAUUUGCCACCUUGGCUUUUCACCAAAAUAAAAGGCAAAGCCAGACUGAAUAUGUGAAGAGUGUCCUGGCAGCUGAAGAGUUAAGCAAAAUUAGUGUGUCUGAAGGAGCUUCACUUGCUGACCAGGUGGCUCUCACAAUAGGUCGACUCGGAGAGAACAUGUCAGUGAAGCGGGCAGUAGCACUUGGUGUCCCUGCUGAGUGGCACAUUGGCUCGUAUGUACACGGUGGUGUGAGCGGCCAGACUGAGGUGGCCAUGGGUCGGUAUGGUUCCCUGGUUGUAUUUCAGGGCGGAAAGGAGGGAGAACAGGAAGUUCUAGGACGUAAGCUGGGACAGCAUGUAGUGGGAGAGGCCCCUCUGUCCCUGGGCAACAUGGAUGACCUGCCCUGCGGUGACAGUGAGACACGUCUGCUGCCUCAGACCUUCCUGGGAGACCCCAGCAGAACUGUGGCACAAUUGCUUAAGGGUCAACAGGCUCAAGUAUUGGACUUUGUCCGAUUUCAGUGUGGUGAGCCAGUCAGCGAAGAAGCAAAAUAGGCCGAGGGAAAUGAUUAAUGCAAAAGGAUUCUUCAUGUGUCUUAUUUUUAAAGAAAUGUAACGCCCCCCUUUUAUUCUUGAACAUUCAGUCAGUCACACAGUGUCAGUAUGAAAUUGUCAUGUAGGCCUACCAGAGGAAAUUACAAAUCCAACAAUAAAAUGUUUUUUUUUCUUGAAA